Messenger RNA from Hippocampus zosterae (dwarf seahorse), 2459 nucleotides. RefSeq names its product aquaporin 7 (gene aqp7). The record is from RefSeq and is a predicted model, not a curated record. Bases 278 to 1225 code for a protein of 315 amino acids. Gene Ontology annotation, cellular component: plasma membrane; basolateral plasma membrane. Lineage: Eukaryota; Metazoa; Chordata; Actinopteri; Syngnathiformes; Syngnathidae. Gene Ontology annotation, biological process: glycerol transmembrane transport; water transport. The transcript has 6 exons. Gene Ontology annotation, molecular function: glycerol channel activity; water channel activity; urea transmembrane transporter activity.
UGGGAGGGCGGUUGCGUCGCUGCUAUAAAACGGGGUCCCAAUUGGAAUGUGUAAUGAAGAGAGCGAGAGAGAGAGAGAGAGAGCGAGAAAGGAGCACGAAGGAAGCGUAAAAUUAGAUUAGAGGACAGGGGAUGCCUGUUGGAGAAACUACCAUUUGUAUUUGUGGACUACACACUUGGACAGCAUGUUAGUACUUCAAAUCUGAACAAGGGGUCUUUCAGUGUUGAAACUCUACUUUUAGUUUAAAAAAAAAAGUAUUGCAAGACAAAGAGUCCAAAUGAGAGAAAAGGUCAAACUCCAAGAAGAGGAAAUGAAGGACUUUGCACAGUCAGCAGAUGGAGGGGUCUCUCUGGGAAAAGCGUCUCUUGUCACCCGAUCUUUUCGAUUGAGGAAUGAAAUUGUUCGCGUGGGACUUGCCGAAACUCUUUGCACAUACGUGAUGAUGGUGUUUGGCCUCGGCUCAGUGGCGCAGGUCGUGACUGGACAAGGAGCAUUUGGACAUUACAUAAGCAUCAAUCUGGGUUUUGGGCUAGGUGUCGCGCUCGGGUGUCAUGUCGGAGGCAAAGUUUCAGGCGCUCACAUGAACGCGGCGGUGUCCUUCGCCAUGUGCGUGUAUGGCCGCCUGGCGUGGAAGAUGCUGCCGCUCUACUUUUUGUCACAGCUGCUGGGGUCCUUUUUAGCCGCGGGGUCGGUUUACGCUGUGUAUUAUGAGGCAAUACAUGACUAUUGUGGAGGGAAUCUGACUGCCACCGGUGCCAAGGCUACCGCUGCUAUCUUUGCCACCUAUCCGGCCCCCUACCUCUCCUUGUUGGGGGGAUUCAUUGACCAAGUAUUUGGUACAGCGAUGCUUCUGCUGUGCCUGAUGGCUUUGUCCGACCAGAAAAACAAACCGGCUGAAGCAGGCAGCAAGUCAACUCUCGUGGGUCUCCUGGUGCUCUUAAUCGGCAUUUCUCUGGGCAGCAACAGCGGUUACGCAAUCAACCCCACCAGAGACCUCGGACCGAGGCUCUUCACAGCCGUUGCCGGCUGGGGGCUUGACGUGUUCAGGGCUGGAAACGGUUGGUGGUGGGUGCCCGUUAUUGCCCCGAUGAUCGGAGGCGUGCUGGGCGGGGGGCUCUACAAGCUCUUGGUGGAACUUCACCAUCCUCCAUGCUCGGAAAAUUGUGCUGGAUCCAUUAAAACCUUAGAGGAGACGGCACAAAACGACACUGAAUUGCGUGUGUGAACGGUUCCCCAGCUGCUAAGGUGUUUGGAACACGUCAAGCUGUAGUCGACACAUUCCAAGGUUGUUCCGAUUGGACGACUUGCGUGUAUGUAUCUUGGUGACUCGGUUACAAUUUGCAUAUUUGAUUCAAAAGUAGCUGGUCUAACUUUGGUGUAACUGCUUGUUUAACUGUAUUACAAUCCUACCUCCUUUCAGAGACUAACAUCGUAACUUUAAUUUGAUGCAGAGAAAAAUACGUGCUCAUCGAUUAUUCAUUCAGGCAAUCAGCAGGGCAAAACGUUGAAAACACGACCUUGAUGUUGGAACGGCUUGAAAACCACCUGAGCCUUAAAGUUGAGCCAAGAAGUCUUAUCGGACGUUUGCAGCCGCAUUCUCGGGGGCAUUACACUUCCAAGCGAAUAAUCAGAUAUCUUCGACGUGAAUCCUUGGGGCAAGUAUUUAUUAAAGGAAAGAUGACUUCACUUUUUCGAUAGAUUUAUGAACGGUGGCGCCUGAAAUAUUGAAAAUCUGACACCGUGAGGUUCACGAUGUCAGGUGUUGAUCCACGUCAUUCAAGGAAAAGCAGCCACCUUUGAUGUUCAAUUCUCACAAUACUUCAUAGUUGGCAGUCAAAACAAAUUAAAACUUGAGCCUUUAAAUAUAAAUAUGCAAAAAAAGUAAUCCGGCGAGCACUUGCGUCACUCAUGAUUCUCUGAAAUGAAACUGUGAGCGUUGACACUCGUGACAGAGCCUCAGUCCAACAAUUUAGUUCUUCACUACUGCCUGAGAAUACUGACAGGAGAACCUGUCGAAAAAAAUAUCAUCGGCGAGCCGACGUUGUUUCAUCGUUUGGCGACGCCAGGUCUUCCGCUGCUGCCUGGGCUUUUGGCAGUGCUCGCUAGGCUGCACGGUGUGGACGGCUUCUUCUUUGGAGUGGGCACCUUAGCUUUGGCUUUAAACGCCUUUGUGGGAUCUAACUUGUUGAGGUGCAAGUCUCCAGCCGAAGCGGUCAGGCUGAGCUCACUUCUGAAGGUCAGCGGCUGGUACAGCGAUGCCCACUGCUGAAGAGAAAACACGUGUUAGAGACUUAACGCAAAAACAAAUGGGAAAAUGAAAUCAGGUGACAUUUUGAUUCUUGAACGCAAAUCAUUUGUGUGUGUGUGUGUGUGUUCUUUGAAUGUUGUCGUACUUGAGUUUUAAUCUACAAUCACUGCACUCAUGCGAAUGUCAAAAAAUAAAAGCGUACCUCAAUUGA